AUGCUACCUAUUGCCACAGCCUUCGAUGGCGUGGCUAAUUCUUCCUCAGAAUCUAUUUCGGUUCAAUUUGAGGAAACUCAAUUCUGGACAUAUGCGCAACUGCAAAGGGCAUCCCGCCAGAUCGCCCAAGGCUUGGGUGCACACGUCGGCCCUGGUCAGCCCGUCGCCGUGCUCCUGCCCCGGUCCCCAGCUCAAAUUGCAGCAAUCAUUGCCACUUUUCGACUAGGGGCAGCAUACGUUCCCAUAAAUCCGGAUCUUCCUCAGGGCCGGAUCGAACAGCUCCUGGCCCAAUUAACAAACCCUUUGGUGCUCUGUCUGCAGGGACAAAAGGCACCUGUGCUGCAGGACGUAGGCCAAGCCUGGCUGACCGUCAACAGCCAAGAAAAAAGCAUCCAUUUCAUCUGCAAUAAGACUACCAGUCGAGAUCUACGGGACAUUGGCGAGGAAGUCCAUGUCGAAGAUGUGGCUGCGGUCUUGUUUACAUCCGGGAGCACCGGUCUGCCUAAAGGAGUCUUGCUCACCCACCAAAAUCUGCUAUGGCCGGCGCAGACGGUAGCCAGUCAGAUGCAGAUCACGCCCGCAUCACGGAUGCUGCAAUUCUCGCAGUGCUCCUUUGAUGCGCACCUGAUCGAUAUUCUCAGCACUAUCCUGUACGGUGGCUGUUUGCUACAAGUGUCCCAGGACAAUCUCGUGAGUGAUCUGAACGGCUGGAUCCGACGGAUGAAUCCCAACACCGCACACUUUACUCCCAGCACGAUCUCGCUUUUGGAUCCAUCUCGGGUUCCUUCGAUCAAGAAACUGGUUGUUUCGGGCGAGCCGGUCUCGCGGGAUCUUGUCAACCGUUGGGCGAACAGGGUUCAACUGGUGAACUUGUAUGGACCAUGUGAAGCGUCAUCAAUCACUUUCAAAAUCCUUCAUCCUGGCGAUGAUUUCAAUUCCGUGGGAAAGGCGGCGAGCUACGCUUCGAUUGCCAUUGUGGACACAACAGGCACCGAACAGCCGGCAGGAGUCUCGGGAGAGCUCGCCGUCAAGGGUGGAACAGUUUUCCAGGGAUACUGUAACUUUGCUUCACAGAACCGUUUUCUGGACAUAGUGCAGCGUCUUGAUGUCCCUGAUCGUGGCCCGUGGUACUUGACAGGCGACCGGGCAUAUGUGGACCAAGGUGGUGAAUUUUACCUCCUUGGUCGCAAUGACGACCAAGUUAAAAUUAAUGGCCAGAGAGUGGAGCUUGGUGAGAUUGAACAUGCCAUCCAGCGCCACGUUGGCCGUGUUAUUGUGCGAGCGCAUUGCGUCAAUUGUCACACACGUCUUUUCGCCCUCGUAUCUACUGCGAAGGCUCUUGGAGCGCCAGACAAGGAGAUUCAACUGGAAAAAUCAGCACACGGGUUGCAGAAAACUGUCGUCGCAGUGUGCCGGGGUCUCUUUCCAGCAUACAUGGUUCCCCGAGUGCUGGUAGUCGAGGCCUUGCCGCAGUCGCAUAAUGCAAAGAUCGAUUUGCACAAAAUCAAGCUUUUCCUCGAGAACCUAUAUGAGCAUGAAGAGGAACCAAAGCUCAUCGUGCAGCAACUCGAUGAGAUGGAGGAGAAAAUCCAGCGUUUGGUCUAUCGGCGCCUUUUGCAGCGGGUUCCAAAAAAUGACAGCCUGUUCGAUUGGGGAUUCACCUCGUUGGACGCUAUGUUUCUUGCUCAGUCCCUCUUCGAUGCUACCAGUUGCCAAAUAUCGUUCCGUCAGAUCCUCGAAGCUCCUCAAAUCAUAGAUAUCGCCAAAUUCUGUCGGGGAGGGUCACCAACGGCUGCUGCUGCUCCCCUCCCACCUCCUUGUCUGGCUGGGGAGUGCUUCACACCCACUAUCGGACAGGAAAGCAUGAUGAAUGCGUGUAUGGUGUUUGGAAACCAGAUGCAUAUAUUGACCUUUACCUAUGAGGUUGACUCCGCCGAGCUUGAUCCCUCUUUGCUAUUGCAGUGCGUGCAGACGACCUACGACCGCCAUGAAGCAUUUAAUACCGCAUAUGACCACGAAUCUGAUGCGUUGCCAAGUGCUCGGGCCCGCGUCUAUGCCAAAGGAUCGCUGCUAGAUCGGACUGUGUUUCACCCGUGGGUGAAGAGCGAGAAUUGCAACCUAGAUGAGAAGAAGGCAGACAUCCUCCACAGAGAGCUCAAUCGUGACGCCGAUAUGGACUUGAUGAAGGAUUCACCCGCAUGGACGACACUGUAUCAGUUGACACCGCGGGCAGACAAAUGGCUGGUUGUCUUCAAGUUCCAUCACUUAGUGAUAGAUGAGCUAUCAUUUGAUAUUUUCCUGUCCGAAGUGCAAGGGCUGUAUAGCAGUGGAUGCAAAAAGCAGCUUGCGCCUCCUGUGACCCAAUAUAGCCAGUUCGCCCAGGUUCUUCGCAAGCAUGGCGAGGAGAAAACAGUCCACGACCUAUCAUGGUGGAAGUCACUAGGCAAAAGCUUUCGGCCGUCCGCUUUAUUUACAGAGCACCAUGGCAUAUCAAGCUCGUUGUUGUCUACGGCGAGUGAGAUCUCCUGGCAUGACCUUUCUGAUUCCGCUGUCACAAACUUGCUGAAACACUCCGGAAAUGGCACAAGUAUGUUUAUCAACUGGCUUGCGUUCACUCAGGUGUUUCUGAGCCGCAUGACCGGCAAAGAGAAAUAUCUUAUGGGAGUCCCUACCUCCCAUCGUACCAUUGAUCGCCGUUUCACCACUGUUGUUGGUUACUGCGUGUCGCUGGUUGUGGUGCCCGUGUCAGUCAAGCCUGAGAGGACCAUCGCUCGGCAUAUCGCCGAAAUGUCGAAACUCUACUGGGAGUGUGUGGAGCACGAGCAGUCAGUUGAGGAUGUCUUGCGUUGUUUUCCAGCAACAGAAAGUGGUGGUCAGCACGCGGACUUAAAUGUUCAGUUUGCGUUCCAUGAGAGAAACGUUACGCAAACUGUUCAUGAGGAUGUGUCCCUCAUAUUGCAGGAAGUUCAAGCGCCGUCAAGAGGAAGCCACUAUGAUCUGAUCAUCCAUGUCGAUGUCUCCUCUCAUCCUCGCAGGUUAGGACUUGAGUAUCGCACCGAGGUAUUGAACGGGAGCGCCAUUAUCGAAUGGGCUGCCGCAUUUGAGACCCUCCUUAGUAACAUAGAUACUGCGGUUGACCUCGGGGAUUCCGAUGUAACUUCAUCCCCCGUGAGCGUCCUAAAAUCAUCAACAGGCAUCACAAAAGCGCAGACUGACUUCAGUCCCGCGUUGCAGAAGUCCAUUGAGACAACAACGCCCAAAAACCAGGUCAUCCCAGGGAUCAAGUUGGAUUCGUCGGUGACAAACGCUGGGCUUGAUGUGGCUACGAUUGAGGAUGCUUUGCAGAUGGCCGCUAUUGUCGGCAGGGAUGUUGAGUGCAUAUAUGCCCCGACAGCAAUGCAACUUUCUAUGCUCUUGCAAGCAUCGUUCAGUCCCAGCACGUAUAACUUGACGUUGGUGCUGCACCUCAAAGGGCGAAUAGACGUUCAGCUGCUGAAAAAGGCGUGGGACAAUGUCGUGGCCGCGCAUCCUGCUUUGAGAACUGUAUUCCACGGCAUCGACCAUGAAAGGCUCCUUUACGUCGGCGUCGAAUUGAAGCCUGGUAUCCGUGUUCCAGUUUUCAAUUUUGUCGAUCAAUCCGCAACGACAUCUAGCCAAUUGAGCAAUCUACUCGAUAUCGAGCAGAACGCGUUACACGAAGCUCGCAAUGGACUUCUUCAUCGGCUUUUGCUUGUGCGCGUGGCCGAUGACCAGUACGCUCUAGUAUUUACAAUGCACCACGCCAUUAUCGACGGCUGGAGCCUGCGCAGACUAAUGGCCGAUCUACGAGCAGCCUAUGCCAAUGAAAAGGUUCCUGCAGGUAGCUCUAUUUCCGCUCUUCUUGCAGAAAAGUCUGUCCUUGACAAAAAUGUGGCGCGCACCUUCUGGACCCAAUAUCUUUCGACCACGAAGGGACCAGACGUGGUCAAAUCCGAUGUCGAUGCCGGGGACCAAUUGACACCUGAGAUCAAAAUUGUUCAGCCUCGACAGCCUUCGCGUGUCACCCCGAGUGCUUUGAGUGGUGCGAGUAGGAAGUUCGGCGUCACGUCCUUCACCGUUGUACAGGCUCUUCUUGGUAUGGUUUUAGCUCGGACAAACCAGAAAAAAUCAUCAAUCUUCUGGACCACAAUCAGCGGAAGAGCCGAUCUCACUGGUGACGUCGAUGCCAUUGGGAAUUUUUUAACUUCAAUUCCAUGCGUGGUGAAUGUCGAAGACGACGUAUCGAUUGAGUCAUGGCUGAAACAGACCCAAUCACGCUUCCAGAAGAGCCUUGAGUACGAAUACUUGCCUACGCCGGACAUUCUCAGAUGCCUACCGGAGACUCAAACGCAAGUUGACACGCUGCUCAUAUUCGAGAACCACCCUGGCGAAGGGCUUCAAGGACUAGCGGAAGAUAUUCGCAUCACCAAGGUCGAGGGUCAGGAAUACUCAGAUGUACCGCUGACCAUCAUAGUCCAGCCGAACCAAGAAUCUGUUACCCUAAUAGCCAAAGUCGAUCAGAAUCGCGUUCAUUCGGGCCUUGCGCAGCGCAUCUUGGACCGCCUACAAGGAGCUUGCGAGGAGCUCUGUUCCGCUGCCACAACUUCCCAUACCCUUGAAUCACUUGCUGCGCACAGCAAUGACUAUCUGGAAAGAUCUGCCGCCCUCUCACGCAAUCUGGAAAUUCAGCAACAACCUUUGCCUUCCGAACAUCUUGUCUCGUUAUUCAAGGAGGCGGCGAAAGGACACCCAAAUUGCGUCGCUCUCACCACCGUCUCGUCACAGAUUACCUUCGCAGAGCUGGACUAUUUGACAGCAAAGGUGGCGAGGAAGCUACUUCAGGCCUCUGGUAACCGACCGGGGGUCGUUACCUUGUUCCUGGAUCGAGGCACAACGAUGAUCAUUGCCAUGAUUGCAGCACUCAAAGCCGGCAUGACCUACUGCCCAUUGGAAUAUGAGGCACCGUCUUCUCGUUUGGACAUGCAGACGCGACGGAUAAAUGCUUCCAUGGUGAUUAGUGACCACAGGGGAUUCUGUCGACUGGGCACGGGUUUCUAUCAAGGACUGCAAACACUGGACAUUGACCAAGCCCUGCAAAGCCCUGUCAAUGACCUGUCCGUUGUCUUGCCAGCCAUUUCCCCCGAGACUUUGGCCUAUAUAAUGUUCACAUCGGGUACCACGAGCGAGCCGAAGGCCUGCACUCUCUCUCAUGGAGCUGUCGCCCAGUAUGUGCGACAGGCCGUUGUACGCUAUGGUUUCAAACCCGGAUCACGCGUACUUCUUUGCGCGAACUACGUCUUCGACGCCUCAGUGACAGACAUCUUCGGUUGUCUCUCCUCUGGAGCGACAAUCUGUCAGGUGCCUGAGGAUAGCCUACGAAGUGAUCUUGCCAUGUGUAUUAACACCCUUCGGAUCGACUCACUUCAUGUCACGCCGUCAAUGUUGAGCCUGCUGACGCCUAGCUCCGUUCCAACCCUGCGUACCGUCAUAUUAGGCGGGGAGAUCAUCACACCGGACCUUGUAGAGCAAUGGGCGGAAUGUGUGGACUUGUACGGCUCUUACGGCCCGACCGAGACUGCAGUCCAGGUUCUCAUUCACCGCGCACGCAGAGGGACUUGCGUCGCAUAUGAUGCCCUGCCCGGCAAUCUUGUCAUUUUGGUCAACAAAGAUGGCGAGGUCUGCUAUGCCGAUGAGCCAGGCGAAGUCUUGAUUGCGGGUAACCAAUUGUUUGAGGGCUAUUAUGGUAAUCAGAUCGCCACAGAGGGCGCUCAGACGCGUUUACCCGCGUUCGGGAACACUCGGUUCUACCGAACGGGGGACCUGGGCGUCUAUACGCCAGAAUUGCGAAUCCGCAUCCUUGGAAGACGCGAUCACCAGCUGAAGGUCUCGGGGGUACGUAUCAAUCCCGAUGAAGUGGAAAGUGUGCUGCGGCUACAUCCCGCCGUGCAUCGCGCGGUGGUCAGCGCCGUUCACGGCCGCCUUCAUGCUGCGGUGCAGGCUCGCGAGUCAAAUCACGAGCUAGACACAUUAGAAAUAGCGGAGUUCUGCAAGAUCCAUCUCCCUGGGCGCCUCGUACCAAUCGUGACCCAGAUAAAUGAGAUACCGACCGUCACGAGCAUGAAGGUCGACAGACGAGCCGCUGCCCUGAUGCUGAUGCAAGCGUCCGUGGCAGUGGAUAGCAUGACAUCACGCUCUCUAUCUCCAAAUCAAAAACUGAUUGCUGAACUUGUGAAAGAAAUCACCGGGAAUGAUAUCUUUGAUGCCCACGCACCCCUCCAACAACUUGGACUGGAUUCUCUUGGGCUAAUGCGACUUCGUGGCGCACUAGCAAAGCAGUAUAGAAUUUCUCUCACCUACAUCACAUUGCGCCGCGCACGAACACUCAAUGGUAUCGCAGAGUUAUUGCAGCCAGCGGCCUGUGGCGAGUCUAUCGUGCCAAGCCGUCCAACUCUGGAACAUGACUCUGUCACUGUCGGGUUAUAUCCAGCUCUACCUAGUCAGGUUACCAUGUGGCUGGCUCAAGAGCGCCUUCAAGAUACUACCUAUAACGUACGGCGUAUCAUUGAGUUGAGUGGCUUAUCAGGAGCGGCCGUGCUGGCCGGCGUCAUGGCAGUGACCUCCCAGCUCGAAAUGUUCCGAACAGCCUUUGCUCACAAUAAAGCCCAGGGGCAAGUUUCGCAAAUCCUUGGACACAGGACAUUGAUUGAGGCCCAUUAUCACACCCUUAGCGCGGAGAAAGAUGCGCUGCAGCAAGUGAACGAGAUAUUAGCUGGGUCGUCCUCGCGAGCGCUUGAUCUACGCCUCGGGCCACUUUCGAUAUUCCAUGUUUUCUCUGAGUCAAAGGACAGAAGUUACCUGUCAACACAGAUUCAUCAUAUCCUCAUUGAUGCUUACACGGCUGCAGAAGUAACGACGAUGAUUCUGAAAGCGUCUCGGGGAGAACUUGUUGUAAAUCAUAACGACAACACUGUUUCCUAUGCGAAGCACCUGGCAGAGACUGGGAACAGCCAAGGUGACCAGACUCGCAGGUUGGAAAACUGGCUGGCAAGGCUGCAGGGAGCUUUGCCCUUCAUCCCGGCCCCUCUAGUCCUCUUUAAAGGGGCAGGAUUCCAGAGUAUGCGGCGAAGAAGAUUUCUUGGACCCAGAUGGCACGGCGAGGUUUCAUUUGACAUCAUGCUAGCUUUGUUCCUGGCUCUUAUGCACCGCUAUGUUGGCUCAGACGAUGUGUUGGUGACUACUCCAGUGUCAGAACGAGGAUAUGCGCCUGGAGCUGCGACCGUGCUUGGAAAUCUCACACAUACGGCCUUUUUGCGAAGUCGACUCUCAGGUCAAGAUAGUUUCAGUGAGUUGUUGGCAAGGACCCGCGCCAGCAUCGACUUUGCCAUGGAGAACAUCCUUCCUCUAGAAUUCGUUUUGUCCCAGGCUGGGCGAAAGUUAGACGAUCAUUCUGUCCAGUUCGUCACUCAUGACAAUCGUCCGUUUGAGCAAAAGGGGAUGGUUGAUAGGACCCUCGAUGUGGUUGACCAAAGCAGGCCCGUGUUUGACCUUAUGUGGCAUGUAUUCAUCCAUGAAGAUGCGAUGGAGAUUCUAGUUGAAUUCAACGCCGAACGGCAUCAUGGCGCCUGGAUGCAUUCAGCUAUUGAUGGCUACGCCACGCUGGUGUCGACAAUCACUAACAGGCAAAAUAAACCAGUGGACAGCCUUCUAAACGACACACUACAAAUGCCUUGGGCUGUGCCCGAAAGGGUCGCGUUAUCACAAGCAGAAACUAUGUCAAAAAGCUCAAGUUCAAUCAAGAUCAGUACUCGUCCAAGUUCUCCAGGGGUUGGCCAUUAUUCGGAGAAACUACGACCCAAUAAAACAAAAAUGCCACAAGCAGACGGCUUGGAUUCGCUUGCGACCUCGUUGGUGCUGUCUACACAGUGCAACACGCCAUCCUACGACAGCACAGUAGACGACGAUGUUGAUUCUGCUUCCUUGUUAUUGCGAGAGUUCAAAGACGCCAUGAGUCAUGCUAUCUGCCAAUCUCUGGGUAUUGCGACAGUAGAUCCGGACCGAAAUCUCCGAGAACUGGGCUUAGACUCCUUUGCCUCUAUGGCGUUCAUUUCCCAUCUGUACAACGUUUAUCCAGACCUUGAGAUCGGUAUUAAUGACAUUGUCCAGUAUCCCACCAUCUCUGACCUCGCGAACUACGCAUUGAAGAUGCAAUCCAAUGACAAGACGCUUGAUUCUACCAUGCAGGACCAUAUCUCCUUCGUGGUUUCUAAAUCCGCUUCAAAUGAGGAGGGCCUCAAGGUCGCCCAAGCCAGUUCCAUCCAGCGCCGGUUUUUCCUAUUACAAGAACAGCUCGGAGACACUACUUACAUUGUCCCUUUGCUGUAUCGUGUUGUAGGCCAUGGUCUGAGCAAGAUUAUAGACGCAAUACAGAUAAUCGCGCAGUACCACGAGAUCUUCCGCACCACAUUCGACCUAGAAGGCGACACUGUUGUGCAAAAAGUCGCUUCUCAUGCUCGGUACAGCUUCGAAGUCGACGAUUUGAGGCACAGCGCAAACCCUGACCAAGCAAAACUUGCAAUGCGGCAAGUGUGCGCUGGGAUCUGUGGACAGGAAUUCGAUCUCAACACGGGGCCACUUUUCCGCUGCCGAGGCUUUCUCCUCCCAGAUGCUCAGCAAUAUGUGUUCCUGAACUUCCAUCAUAUCAUCGCAGAUGAGCAGUCCGUCUCCUGCUUUGUGAGACAUGUUGAGAUUAUUGUAAAGGAAAAAGGACUAAUCGAUAAUAUUGUGCCAUCCACCUCAUACCUGGACUUCUCGGAACGUCACAAUCGGUCUCUCCAACCGGAUCAGAUUUCAACGGCGCGGAAGUGGUGGACGGAGCAUAUGAAGUCACAGCCACCCACAGCCUGGUCUACAUCGUUUGAGAGCAAAACUGAGCAGUUUGCCCCGGCAAAGCAUGUUCGGCAUAUAGCCUCCUUUGACUUUGAUCCCGCAAGCUGGGCAUACUCAUGUGGAGCGACUCCAUUCGGUACAUACCUCUUUACUUUGCAGCUACUCCUAACUCUACGCUCCGGUGCCCGAGGGAGCACUAUAUUAAUUCCUGCUACCAGUCGAUCUCCACGAUUUGGCGAACAAGAUAUGUAUGGAUGUUUCGUCAACACGUUGCCCGUGCCGAUGAUAGCGGAGACCGAUGCAACGGCAAUGGAAAACCUGAUGGCGUUCAACCCGACCUUGUUUAAGAUCCUAGGCUUCUCCAACCUCCCAUUCGAGAAGAUUAUGGAGUUCAAUGGCCACAAGAUGGGUGACUUUGACAUGAUGUUUGUUUAUCAUGAGAAUAAAAAAGCCAAGAAUGAAGCUUCUAUGCUUCAACCGGCGAUGGAUCUCAUGCCGGCGCUUCCCGGAAUCACGGCCAAGUUCCCUAUUACCUUCUCCAUGACUCGAUCAGUGAACAACGGUUCGACCACAUUGAACAUGUAUGUUGAGCACAACCCGAAUUUAGUGAGCAGCGAUGAGGCAGCGACGGUGUGCCAGCAAUUCGAAGAUCUCCUGCGACUGCUCACCCUUAGACAAGGAGAGAUCGCCCUUGAUGUGAUUAUACAGACCCUUAAUCACGGCCCUGUGGUCCCGUACAGUUUCCAUGGAAAGUGGGACCGUCACAUCUUGGAUGACCCCGUUUCGGACAUUCAGAUCAUGCAACAGGCCAAGAAGACCCCGGAAUCUACCGCCAUUGUUUUUGAAGACUCCGCUUCGGUUACAUACCGAGAGCUGGUUGAGAUGGUUAAUGGCGUCGCGCAUUUCCUUUGCUCGCAGGUUCCGGCCUCCGAGUUGCGCCGCCAGAACAUCUGCAUUGUGGGAGACGUCUCUAUUGAACGAAUCGUUACCAUCUUGGCAGUCAUCAGCAUCGGUGCUGCGUAUAUUCCACUCGAUAUGAAAAAUCCACUUGAGUGGAACGCUACAAUCAUCCACGACUGCAACCCCAAGUGCAUUCUUUUCUUACCAGAAGAAAGCGGAAGCGCCAGAGCGGAGGCAUCGAACGGCCUCAGGGCCUAUCUUCCAACAAUCUCAAACUCGAUCCACGGCAUUGGCAUCACCACCCCAUUACCCAAAGCUACAACUCCAGCUAUCGAUAUGCGAAGCAGAUCUGAGAUGGACCUCGCGUACGUUUUGUACACCAGCGGAUCAACCGGUGUUCCUAAGGGCGUUGCCAUUGAACACCGAGCCCUAAAGAACUCGGUUCAUGAACACGUGAAGCUCUACCAUUUAUCCGCGGAGGUUCGACUGCUGGCGUUGGCACCCUGGACAUUUGAUGUCUCGCUUAUGGACCUUUUCGGCCCACUGGUCGUGGGGGCUACCAUGUGCAUUGGACGAAACGAUUAUGUCUUCUCGGAUAUCGAGGAAGUCGCAACUGAGAUGAGUAUCACGCAUAUCUCCACAACUCCGACAGUGGCAGCUCUAUUACGACCCUCGCAUCUUCCUUCUGUGUGGAUGCUGGCGAUUGGUGGGGAGCCCUUGACGGCAGUGGUGCGCGACACCUGGGCCGAAAAAGUUACUCUCAUGAACGUGUACGGCCCAACCGAAGCUACUGUAGAUGUGGUCUGCCGCCAGGUCGCACGAGACACCUCGCCCAAGAACAUCGGCUGGCCGUUGACCAACGUUUUCGUGUUUAUCGUCGACGAACAAAUGCAGCAAGUUCCCGUAGGCAAAGUUGGGCAACUUGCUGUUUCAGGGCCACAGGUAGCCCGUGGCUAUAUUCGUGAGCCACCGGGCAAGCCCUCCCCAUUCGUGAAUCAUCCACUCUAUGGACGUCUUUACCUGACAGGCGAUUAUGCUCAAUUCGAGCCUGACGGAAGUGUGAUCUGUCUCGGGCGUAUGGACACGAUGGUUAAUCUUCGGGGAUUGCGGAUCGAGCUGGGUGCGAUUGAGCAGGUCGUGGAUAAAGUUCUCGAUACCGGGAAGUGCGUGACGCUCAAGAUCGAGCGGGAUGGUCAAGAAGCGCUGGUUGCAAUUUUCACGAACAAGAAUGAGCAGUCGGAGAUCAAACUUCUGCCGCGCCCGGUAGGACAAAAUUCGGCUCGUUUGUUUGAAUUUGCACGCGCUAUUUCAGAAACGCUCCCAGGCUAUUUCAUGCCUACAUACUGGAUUCCAGUCACAGGUUUCCCGCGGAACAAGAGUCAGAAGUUGGAUCGCAAGGCAAUUCAGAAGUAUCUCGACGCAAUGCCCAGUGGUGUCGUUUCGCAAUACCGCUGGGAUCAGUCGGCAGCUAGAAAGCUCGAAAUAACCACGAAGAUUGACGAUGCACCGCUGGUGUUGACCUCCAGCGACAGCCUCACACCCGGCCAGCAAACUGUCCGGCAGGCUUUUAGCGACGUCCUAGGAGACAAGGCCUAUGCCCGUGACAGUAACUUCUUCUCUCUCGGCGGAGAUUCCAUCUCAGCCAUCCGACUUUGCAGUGCUCUGCGAGCUAAGGGAGCACAAGUCAAAGUCCGGGAACUGUACGAGAGACCGACAAUUGAGAAACUUGCUGUUCUGGUCGAGCAACGAGCCCCUGCAAAACAAGAAAGCAUCCUGCACCCUACCAGUCCCGCCGAAGUACACUCACCUCCCGUCAACUCUGGGGUGGAGCAGAUAAUCAUUGACGCAAUGUACAAAGUUCUGGGCGCCCAAAAUGUCGAUGUCGAGAGUAACUUCUUUACUCUUGGAGGAGAUUCAAUCUCAGCUAUCCGCUUCAGCACUGCGUUGCGUAGCGCUGGGUUUUCUGUCAAGGUCAGGGACAUUUACGAGAAGCCGACGGCGCGGCUUCUUGCUACCGAGCUAAACCCAUCAGAAUGCUCCUCUGGAAUGUCUCAGCCUUCGCACGUCUCUGCCGCCACGCCCACUCCACCACCUCCCGCGUCUAAAGUGACCUCGCAAAUCUCUUCGGAAAGUGCUGGUUCGGCAUCCGAGCUUGUCAUGGUCGUGCGCGUUGCUUUCCACAGGGUGCUAGGGGACCGGCCGAUUGAAGAUCAAAGUAACUUUUUCACUUUGGGUGGAGACUCGAUCUCAGCUAUCCGAUGCUGUACUGCACUUCGCACUUCCGGAUUCACAGUCAAAGUCCGUGACAUAUAUGAGAACCCCACGGUCGCGGGAUUGGCGGCUCUCCUGGCCCAGCGAGACCCGAAGUCGGUGCAGCAACGUCCCAGUCAUGUGAGCAACGCCUCUAUCCUUCGAAACACUCCUAUCGUUGAGUGGUUUUUCCGCUCAGGUCGUGCUAAUGAGAAUUGGUUCAACCAAGGGCAUGUAAUCCAACUCGCAGAUCCCCACCGGUUUGCCGAUCUGGAGAAGGCCUGGCAGGUCUUGACCGAUCUUCACCCGAUGCUCCGAGUCCGAGUUGUCGGUGACGGUCCAGAGAAGACGAUGGCCGUUCCCAACACGCCGAAUUCCCAGGAUUACUGCGUUCUGCGGCGCAGGAUGAACUCCUGGGAGGAGUUCCUCCAGGCAGCGCAGGAGCUGCAGUCCCGUCUCUGUCUACGCCGGGGACCCAUCUGUGGCCUGGGUGACUUCACGGUUGAGUCGGCUGUGUACGUUGUCAUUGUGGUCAACCACUUGGCCGUAGACGCGGUGUCCUGGCAUAUUAUAUGGCAUGACCUUGAUUGCCUGUUGCAGGGACUUCGCCCAGAGAACGAAUUCAAUACGUUCAAAGAUUGGAGUGACCACCUCGCCAUUCGUUCCUUGAAGGCACGUCUUCUAGGUUGUCCGGCCUCGGAAGCCGGCAACGACUUCUUUGAUAUCGAUGAAGCUGCCUUGCAGAAAAACACGGGCCGCUCGGUGCACUUUGCCUACCUCAAGUCACCGGCAGAAAUUGUGGAACUUGCCAGCAGGGUACACGACGUGGACGUGGUGGACAUCGUUCUUGCGGCUUUGCUUCUAGCUAUACGGAGAUGGAAAUCGGCCAGCCACGUCGAGCUCAAUUUUGAGAGUCAUGGAAGAGAGUUGAACCACGAGACACUCGACGUAACACGCACUGUGGGCUGGUUCACAAAUAUGAUCCCUAUCUCGUUUUCGCUACCCCCGGAUACCACUGGCAGAGAUUUCGUCAAGCAAGUGCGUGAACAGCGGAUGAACGCCGUCCGCCAAAUCGACUGCGCUGCGCCAAUACCCGACCAAGUACAGGCGCAUCCCUGCACAUUCAAUUAUCUGGGAUAUACAACAAGUUCCUCGUCUUAUGCAUCAUUCAAGAAGGUCCGCGCAGACCUCGGGCCACUGGAGGAUCCUCGCAACCGCAGACCCUUCACCAUUGACUUCGAGGCGGCAGUCAGUAACAACCUCUUAACUGUCGGGGCGUUCUUCAGUACGGCGCUAUUCAGCCGAGAAGCUUUGACUCAGCUACUGGAAUUUUGGACUGCGAAUGUCCGAGAUCUGAGCACCAACGAAAGCUCACGUAUAACCGUCGCGUCAGUCGAAUCCGUGGUCGAAUUCGUGAUCCCCAUUGACGCAGCACUUAAAAGCGACCGUGCAGCCAUUGAAGCUUCUCUGCGGUCGCAUCGUAUACCGGCAAAAAGUGUGGAAGAAGUGCUACCCACAACGGACAUGCAAACUGCCAUGAUGCUGGCCAGUUUGGGUUCUCGGUCAUACAUGCAUCGGUACGACUACGUGUUGGAGGUUCAAGAUUUGGACCGGUUCUGUCGUGCGUGGGAAGAAAUAUUUAUCAAUCGUCAUUCCAUUUUUCGCACGGUCCUCAUCCCCAUCUCUCGCCCAGGGAGUACGACAAUGGCUCAGGUGAUCUUGCGGAAAGAGACAGUUACUGGCAGACUCGUUGUUCGGGAAGAACCACCUAAGACGCAACGCGCCAUGACCGGUCAACUUCUUUCCGUGCUCUACGUUUUUAAGUCUCCGGCUGGCAGCCUCAAUGCAUCCUGGGUUUGUCAUCAUGCUUUAAUGGAUGGGUGGUCCCGACGACUCGUGUUCGAUGAGGCACAUCGUCUAUAUGCCGGACACACGUUGUCCCCGCCUGCAGCUCAGUUCCGUGACCUUGCACUCCAUCUUCAAUCUCAGAAGGAGCAGAACAAUCAAUUCUGGAGUCAUCUCACUCAGAACGCGCAGCCGUCACUUCUGGUCGAGCAUGGUGCGAAUGAGCAUCUCUCGGUGAGACAGCCCAAGGACCGACAGUACCGCACAAGAAUCAACGUCGAUCCAGAGGAUUUGCAAGCUGUGGCAUGGGCUCACUGCACCACUAUAUCCGCAUUGUACCAAGCCUCCUGGGGGGUUAACUUUGGCUAUGUCUCGGAGACGGCCAUGGAGCGGAGUCAGUACGAAGGAGUCUCACUUCGUCAAAUUUAUGCAACAUCUGGUCAAAGGGAUCUUUUCAACACUACGCUUCUCGUGCCAUUCUCACCUCUCACAACGGCGAGCUCUUCAAACUCAGCAAGCUCUUCCUCUUCCUUCAAAAUGGAGCUCCAAUCACGGGAUGAGGUGACAGACUUGCCUCUUCUCAUGAGCGUUGAACAAGGGGUCAGUGUGGCCAACACCACAGUCCUUACACUCCGCACUAACAGCUGGGGAUUCAGUCAAACAUUCUGUGAACGACUCAUGCAUAGUUUCGGAAAAUCUCUGGGAUACAUUUCUUCUCUUGCACGAGGCAUCGAUUGUACCCUCUGCGAUAUCUCGCUUCUGGAUGAGAACCAUUCUCAGAUCCUUGCUCGACACGCGCGCGGGGCUGGCUUUCCCGAUCAAUUCGCAUGGACUUCCUAUCAGCUUCUGAGUCACAGGGUGCAGCAGACGCCCCAAGCCCUUGCCAUAGAAUGCCAUCAGCGCGGCCAGACAAGAACCUUGACAUAUGAACAACUCGAAACGCAGGUCCAGAUGGUGACCGCUCGUCUUGCGGAUGCUGGCAUCGAGCAGAGAACACGGAUUGCGCUGUUCUUGGACAAGUCCCUCGAGCUUGUUGUGUCCAUAUUUGCCGCCCACUAUUUAGAUUGUGCAUACGUCCCAUUGGAUAUCGAGAGUCCGGCAGCGAGUAUCACCACUCUCAUUGAGAAAAUCGAGCCCUCCGCUAUCAUCACAACGCCAGCUCUCCGAGCCAGCUUGCCAAAAAACCCGGUUCCUGUCUUCACAACGGACACCCUUUUCUGCCCUCAAAAACCUGCUUUCCUCUCUCGUCGACGUCAGAACGCUGGACUUGACGACCUUGCGGCUGUUUUGUUCACAAGUGGCACCACAGGAACGCCCAAAGGUGUCUCCAUGCCUCAUCGUCAGGUUGUCGGAUACGGCAUUAUGAUGGCCAAGGCACUCGGGUACACAACAACAGAUCGAAUUUUCUGGUUUGCAAGACCAGUGUUUGAUGUUUCUCAGAGCGAUCUUUUCGGCUCCGUAUUUGCUGGAGCAACUCUCGUUAUCACGCCGCAUGCCGACUCCAUGGCCCGCCUUGCCCCGUUGCUUGUCAAACUGCGGAUUACUUCAAUUAGUGUCACUCCAUCAAUCGCCUCGCUGCUCCAACCGCACAAUUUGCCACUCAUUCGUUCGCUAUUUCUCGCCGGCGAGAUGGCCUCACAAGAGGUCAUCCGGCGCUGGUCGGCGACCGUUCGUGUCAUUAACGGCUAUGGGCCCACCGAAGGCGUUGUGGUCGCGUGGAAGCAUAUGAAGCCUGACACCAGUCCGCACUGUAUUGGACGCCCGGCAAUUGGUAUGAAUGUUUUUGUGUUGGAUGCACAAAUGCGUCAAGUUCCCAUUGGUGUGCGCGGCACAAUCUGGAUUGCGGGACGGCAAUUGUCCCAGGGAUACUUUGGUCAGCCCGGCGCGACAGACCAAGUCUUCCGAUCCAAUAUAUUCGGGCAUGGACUAAUGUACAACACCGGUAAGAACCCAUCCUGCUUCGGGGGUUGGAAAGAGCUGGUCGCCUUCUUCGCGCAUGAAGAGGAAUCUCAAAAGGAUCAUUCUUUCGUGGCGGCAGAGCUGUCAGCGCAAGCUAAGCGUUAUCUACCGCCUCACAUGGUGCCUCAGCGCUUUAUCUUCGUCCCUCACCUGCCAUUGAACGGGAAUGCCAAGGUUGAUACAAAAAGCCUCGAACAAGCUUACCUGGAUGGAUCUCUGCCAAAUAUCAACGCCAGAACCACGAAGAUGUCCCGCGCAAACGAGGGCUCACGUUUCUCAGCAACUACCCUGACAGAUGAGGAGCUGGAUGGGCGUCUUUCUGAAGCGUUGAUUCAUUUCCCUCCCGCGCUGAGCGCCGAAAACAAAACGUCAGUAGAGGCAUCCGAGCGACCUAACAUGUUUCUCUUCUUCGCUGUGACAGGCACGUCAGUCCAAUACCGCUUGCUAGCACAGCAUCUGUCCACCUACCAGGUCAUCGGCGUGGAUCAUCUCCACACGAACCAGCCUGAAGCGUAUCCGUCCAUUACCAGUAUGGCGGCCGACCUCGCGGCAAUUCUGCGCCGACAACAACCACGGGGCCCAUACACUCUGGGUGGCUUCUCAUUUGGAGGGCUUGUCGCCUGGGCUGUCGCACAAUAUCUCGAGGAGCAACACGGCGAGACUGUCCGUCUGGUUUUGAUUGAUAGCGAAGCCCUUGUACAAGCGCCGAUCCCACCUCAAGCCAGCACGCAGGACUCUCAAUCGGUGGCCACGGCACAAGAAACGCGUGAGAGGAUGUACGAGCGGCUCUUUGACAUUCCCAGCCGUAUAAUUGCGGACCCCAUUACCACGCCGGAGCUUGCUGAGUUUCGGGACAUGCUGCUCACCCAGGCGCACUACAAUCUUGCCAUUCAUGACGUCUUUCGGCCAGAAGUGCUACACGCGCCUAUUUUGUUGAUUCUUCGCUGCAUGAAGAAAGAAAAUAACCCAGAAGAAGUGGAAGAUGGUGGCGACUCUUCUCGCCAUCAAAGCGCAUGUCAAGGAACAAAUGGAUUCGCCGAGUUUGCCGCGGGCUGUCUUGAUGUCCGCUGUGUGCCUAGCUCAGAUCAUUAUACAAUGCUGAAGGAGGAACGAUGCUUGCGAGCGAUCAGCAAGAUACUAGAGGAGGAUUGGCGCGAGAGAGAAUGA
Penicillium waksmanii is the source of this 17025-nucleotide messenger RNA. RefSeq lists its product as uncharacterized. Gene Ontology annotation, molecular function: catalytic activity; phosphopantetheine binding. The record is from RefSeq and is a predicted model, not a curated record. The coding region runs from base 1 to 17025 and encodes 5674 amino acids. Lineage: Eukaryota; Fungi; Ascomycota; Eurotiomycetes; Eurotiales; Aspergillaceae. Gene Ontology annotation, cellular component: cytoplasm. Gene Ontology annotation, biological process: amino acid activation for nonribosomal peptide biosynthetic process; secondary metabolite biosynthetic process. The transcript has 5 exons.